ACUACAUUGCAACUGAUUCUUUCAGCUGCGAUCUCUUUUCAAGUUGUUCUCUUGCUUCAAAUGGUUAGUGGUCACAUACUCAGCUCAACUCUUUUUACUUCUUUCAACUUCCCAAAAAACGUGGGGACCUUGCUUCUCUUUAUCUUCAUGAUCAUUGGGUGAGAAAGAAGUGACAAACUCUUUGAAUGUCAAAAGUGAGAACUUGGUUACACCUAGUACAUAGGCCAAACCUAGGAUAGUAGGGCUCUGCUCUAUAAAUAGAGCAUACUUUCAUUACAUCCCUCCUCAUUCAAGCCAAAGCUACGCUCAAGAUGCCCGUCCCUCAAGUUUUUCACUUGCUUUUCUCUAUCUCUUCAUGCUUCUUCUUUAUUAACAUUCAAAGCAGACAUCAUAGCCGAACAGAACUGGAACAAUUCCACGUCGAAUCUCACGUUUCUGUUCCACCUUCACCUGCACCUGAAGCUGCUGCCGCUAGUCCAAGUUACAAUACAAAGUCUCCUAAUAAUCCUUCCAGUGUCUUCAAUGUACUUGAUUUUGGCGCUAUUGGGGACGGUGUCACUGACGAUACUCAAGCAUUCAAGCUGGCCUGGGACAUGGCUUGCCAAAAUGAAUCAGCCGUUCUCCUUGUUCCAGAUGGCCAUUCCUUCAUGUUACAAUCUACAAUUUUUACAGGACCUUGUAAGACUGCUGUCCUCUUGUUUCAGAUUGACGGAACCAUAAUGCCACCUGAUGGACCUGACUGUUGGCCAAGAAAUAGCAGCAAACGGCAAUGGCUAGUCUUCUACAGAAUCAAUGGGAUGGCAAUGCAAGGUGGCGGCCUUAUAGAUGGCAGGGGAGAGAAAUGGUGGAGUCUUCCCUGCAAGCCUCACAAAGGAAAUAAUGGAAAAACAAUGCCUGGUCCCUGCGACACCCCAGUGGCAAACAAAAAAAAAACAAGUUUCUUUCUCUCAUUUUCUGAAGUUUUAUCAUUGGGUUUGUUAAUGCAGGCUAUAAGGUUUUUCAUGAGCUCUAACUUGACUGUUAAAGAACUUAAAAUCAAGAAUAGUCCCAAGUUCAAUUUCAGGUUCGAUGCCUGCCAUGAUGUUCGUAUAGAAUCAUUAACUAUCAAAGCACCAGCUCAAAGUCCCAACACAGAUGGAAUUCACAUAGAGAACACAAAUAAUGUGCAAAUAUAUAAUUCCAUCAUAUCCAACGGUGAUGAUUGUGUAUCAAUUGGAGCUGGUUGCUAUAAUGUUAAUAUAAAGAACAUAACUUGUGGUCCCAGUCAUGGAAUCAGUAUUGGUAGUCUUGGGAUCCAUAAUUCACGAGCCUGCGUUUCAAACGUCAGCGUUUCUGAUUCAGUCAUAAAGCAUUCUGACAAUGGCGUUCGCAUUAAAACCUGGCAAGGCGGCUCAGGCUGUGUGUCCAAGGUUAAAUUCUCUAACAUCCGUGUGGAUGCUGUUCGCAAUCCUAUUAUCAUAGAUCAAUAUUAUUGCCUCACCAGAAACUGCCGUAACCAAACAAGUGCAGUUGUGAUCAAUGACAUUUCGUACAGUAACAUUAAGGGUUCAUAUGAUGUUAGAAGUCCACCAAUGCGUUUUGCUUGUAGUGACUCAAUUCCAUGUACAAACCUUACACUCGCACAGGUAGAGCUGCUUCCGGCCCAAGGACAGAUUGUGGCAAAUCCAUUUUGCUGGAACGCUUAUGGAAAUGUCCUGACAGAAACUAUUCCACCAGUUUAUUGCUUGAUGGAGGAAAUGCCACAAGUGAUAACGCACAAUUAUGAGGAUAGUUGUUGAAUCAGAUUAUUAUGUAAGGUUAAUCAACUGUAUCAACAAUCCAGUGAAUAGAUCAAAAAAAAAAAAAGGAUCUUGGGUUCUAAAAAUUCAAGCCAGUGCUAAUUAAGCAAAAAAAAACUUCUCUUUUUAUGGGAUUUCACACCGGCAGCUCCUUUCUUUCUUAAUUAGUAAAAGUUUGAACCAAUGCUGUGGCUACUAUCUUUUACAUGCCAUCAUGGGUGUAAUGAGUAAUUAUUUACUUUAUUGAAUCAAUAUUGCAAAAUUCAAAGGUGGAAGGUCGGUGCACGAGCUUAUCUGAUCAACCGACACCCAUAGCCCAUCAUUCUCUCUCCCUCUCUACAAACACUUUAGGUUGCAUUACAUGAGAUUGACUUGACGUGCACACUUAAAAAAAAAAAAAAAACAUCUCUAAUAAUCAAGUUAAUUUCU
This is a messenger RNA of Durio zibethinus, 2207 nucleotides long. NCBI's taxonomy places the organism in Eukaryota, Viridiplantae, Streptophyta, Magnoliopsida, Malvales, Malvaceae. The record is from RefSeq and is a predicted model, not a curated record.